CAGACCAGGACGCGGAGAGGCCGGCCGGGGGGGCGUGUCCUGCAGAAGCUCCCUCCGUGCUGUGCGGGACCGGUGGGUCUUUGGAGGAUUGUCCUAUAGAUGAAGAUGAAGAUGCGUUUCAGGGCCUUGGAGAAGAAGAUGAAGAGAUUGAUCAGUUCAAUGAUGAUACAUUUGGGUCAGGUGCGAUUGAUGACGACUGGCAGGAAGCGCACGAGCGCCUGGCCGAGCUGGAAGAGAAGCUGCCGGCGGCAGCCAGUGAGCCAGCGGGCAAUGGGGAGAGGGAUGAGAUGGACCUGCUGGGUGACCACGAAGAGAACCUGGCUGAAAGGCUCAGCAAGAUGGUGAUCGAGAACGAGCUAGAAGAUCCCGCUAUCAUGAGAGCAGUGCAGACUAGGCCGGUUUUGCAACCUCAACCAGGAAGUCUGAAUUCCAGCAUCUGGGAUGGAUCCGAAGUUCUGAGGCGAAUCCGAGGACCGCUGCUUGCUCAGGAAGUGCCCACGGUGUCUGUGCUGGAGUAUGCCUUGCUGCAGAGGCCCCCGCAGGGCCCGGAGGACGGGCGGGACCUCUCGGAGCGCGCACUGCCGCGGCGGUCGACGUCACCUGUCAUCGGGAGUCCGCCUGUGCGAGCUGUCCCCAUCGGCACCCCACCUAAGCAGAUGGCUGUGCCCAGCUUUAACCAACAGAUUCUGUGUCCGAAGCCUGUCCACAUCCGGCCCCCGAUGCCACCACGUUAUCCUGCUCCCUAUGGCGAGAGGAUGUCUCCUAACCAGCUCUGCAGUGUCCCGAAUUCUUCCCUGCUGGGCCACCCUUUUCCUCCUAGCGUCCCUCCUGUUCUCAGCCCCCUCCAGAGAGCACAGCUUCUUGGAGGAGCUCAGCUGCAGCCUGGACGGAUGUCUCCCAGCCAGUUCGCACGAGUUCCUGGGUUCGUCGGGAGCCCUCUUGCUGCCAUGAACCCCAAGCUGCUGCAAGGCAGAGUUGGGCAGAUGCUCCCUCCGGCGCCUGGCUUCCGUGCCUUCCUCAGUGCCCCGGCCCCCACCACGCCGCCUCCGCCCGGCCCGGGGCCUCACCUGCAAACCCUACGGUCUCAGGCCCCGAUGUUUAGAGCAGACACGACUCACCUUCACCCCCAACACCGGCGACUCCUGCAUCAGAGGCAGCAGCAGAACCGGAAGGGAAAAGAAGAACCAGCAUGGAGGUGGAGUCUCAUACAAGACUUAAAAAGUACCAGUCAACAUCGGAACCUCAAUGGUACUGGAGACAGAGGGGGUCACCGGAGCAGUCAGCAGGAUCACCUCCGGAAGGACCCCUAUGCCAACCUCAUGCUGCAGCGGGAAAAGGACUGGGUCUCUAAAAUCCAGAUGAUGCAGCUGCAGAGCACUGACCCCUACCUGGAUGAUUUCUAUUACCAGAAUUACUUUGAGAAACUGGAGAAACUGUCUGCUGCUGAAGAAAUGCAAGGUGACGGCCCUAAAAAGGAGCGCACCAAGCUCAUCACCCCGCAGGUGGCCAAGCUGGAGCACGCCUACAAGCCGGUGCAGUUCGAGGGCUCUCUGGGGAAGCUCACCGUCUCCAGUGUGAAUAAUCCUCGAAAAAUGAUUGAUGCCGUGGUGCCAGCGCGGAGUGAGGACGACGAGACAAAAGAAAAACAAGUUCGAGACAAGAGAAGAAAAACACUUGUCAUAAUUGAGAAAACCUACAGUCUACUCCUGGACGUGGAGGAUUACGAGCGGCGUUACCUCCUGAGCCUAGAAGAGGACCGGCCUGCCCUGGCGGACGAAAGAAAGCACAAAGUCUGUGGCAUGUACGACAACUUGCGGGGCAAGCUGCCUGGGCAGGACAGGCCCAGUGACGACCACUUUGUGCAGAUCAUGUCCAUCCGGAAAGGGAAGAGAAUGGUCGCCCGCAUCCUCCCCUUCCUCUCCACAGAGCAGGCGGCUGACGUCCUCAUGACGACCGCUCGGAACCUCCCUUUCCUCAUCAAGAAGGACGCACAAGAUGAGGUACUGCCGUGCCUGCUGAGUCCCUUCUCUGUCCUCCUCUAUCAUCUUCCACCGCUGACCGUCACGAGCCUUCUGCAGCAGCUGAUGAAUCUACCUCAGAGUGCAGCCGCCCCAGCGCCCUGCAACCCUCACCUCGCUGCUGUGCUCCAGAACAAGUUCGGCCUCUCGCUGCUUCUCACCCUCCUGAGCCGGGUCGAAGACCUGCAGAGCUCCGAGCCCCCGACAGAGCCUGCGCGCGGUGUCCAGUGGACGGAGAUGAUGUUUAUGGCCACCCGAGAACUUCUGCGGAUCCCCCAAGCCGCCCUGGCCAAGCCCGUCUCCAUCCCCACAAACCUAGUGUCCCUUUUUUCUCGCUAUGUUGACCAGCAGAAACUGACCUUGUUGGAGACGAAGCUCCAGUUGGUUCAGGGCAUCCGAUGAGGUCUCCGACUGUGUCCUUACCUCCUGUAGCUGCCGUCUGCACUGCUCCACGCCACCGCACGCCGAGGGAGUGUCGUCACGAGGGCAGGCAGCUGUCCUCGGAGCAGACGUGCCUCGUGGGGUCGCAUCCCGAGGCAGGACCGUCAGGACACAUGGCCGGGUGAUUCCCCCCUGGGCCCCUCUUUUCUGUCUGUGUUACAUUUCUGCAUGUCCUUUCCCGGGUUCUGCACAGUUUUGCAUUUUCUUUGCCCUAGAGCCACAGAGAUACCUCCCUUUAUUCCACCACACUACUGCAGUUCAGGGUAGACCACAGCCUGCCAAACAGGGUCCUCCCUUGUCCUGCUGAAGACUGUCGUUGUCGCCCCAUAUUAACUCGACUUAGGUGGGCCAGUUGGGUAGAACUCACGACAGGUUCACACACACCCGGUGUGCGCGCUGAUCCCCUGAGCACAGACCAGCAGAUGACCCUCGCUCUCGCCUCCGCCUCGUCGUUAUUUUGGUGGGUCCCCUCGUCCUAGCAUAAAUUCAGGGUGUGCAGCACUUGGAAUGAAAUCCCAAUCUUUGCCUGGCUGCGGCUCUGGGCCAAGAGCUCCUCCCCUCCCCCCACCCCUCCCCUCCUUCGUCCCCCCCUUCCCCCACUCUGUCCUCCUAGCGGCAGCCUCAGGCCUGUCCCUGUCCCUGUCCGUGUCCCUGUCCCUGUCCCUGUGUGCACUGCACCUCUUCCCCUGGUGACCGCGGCCAGUCCUGCUGCACCCCUCAUGAGUCCCGGCCCCCCAGGCUGAGCGAGACCUUGGUGGCUGCGCUCCCCCAGCACCUCGCCUUUUCGAAUGUAGUCGGUCAGGCCGGCCUUUCCCGAGUGCCCAUUCUCAGUCCCUGUGCUCCUGCCUUCGUCAUCUACUGACCCUCUCUGGCCUCCCUCCCUCGCCGAUCAAGUGAACACUUGACGGCUAUUUUUUCCUAACUACUUUAUCUUGUUUGGUUCUAAUUAAUGAAAAUAAAAGUUUCUAAAUUUACAUUUUUAUAGGG
Messenger RNA from Fukomys damarensis (Damara mole-rat), 3446 nucleotides. RefSeq names its product PAT1 homolog 1, processing body mRNA decay factor (gene Patl1). The transcript has 20 exons. Gene Ontology annotation, molecular function: RNA binding. Gene Ontology annotation, cellular component: P-body. Gene Ontology annotation, biological process: deadenylation-dependent decapping of nuclear-transcribed mRNA; P-body assembly. The coding region runs from base 288 to 2420 and encodes 710 amino acids. The record is from RefSeq and is a predicted model, not a curated record. Lineage: Eukaryota; Metazoa; Chordata; Mammalia; Rodentia; Bathyergidae.